This is a messenger RNA of Anopheles stephensi (Asian malaria mosquito), 1540 nucleotides long. Its product is annotated as antigen 5 like allergen Cul n 1-like. Lineage: Eukaryota; Metazoa; Arthropoda; Insecta; Diptera; Culicidae. Bases 48 to 821 code for a protein of 257 amino acids. The transcript has 3 exons. The record is from RefSeq and is a predicted model, not a curated record.
AUCGGUAAAAUCCAGCCGUGACCCAGCAGUAGCACUCUCUCAGCAAAAUGUUCCGCUUUAUUCUUGCAUCCCUGCUCUUGGUGGGUCUGAUCGACCACAGCUACUCGAUCGACUACUGUACGGCCAACCUGUGCCAGAGCGGAGUCCCGAAUGUUGGCUGCAAUCCUCCACCACUGAGCGGUGGUCCCAGCUGCUCCGGAAGAUCUCCAGCCGUAGUGCCCAUCACGGCGAACCUGCAAUCGCUCAUCCUUGAUCUGCACAACAGACGCCGUUCGCAAAUCGCUUCCGGUGGUGUGAGCCCCUUCUUCCCGGCUCGCCGCAUGCCCACACUGGUCUGGAACGCUGAGUUGGCAUCGCAGGCAGGACACAAUGCACGGUCGUGUGUGUACGCGCACGAUCGCUGUCGCAACACGGUAGACUUCGCCUGGGCCGGUCAAAAUCUGGCCAUCAAACAGUUCUACGGACAAACGCUCACGGUCGAGAGUUUGAUCGAGGAUUUCGUUCGCAUGUGGUGGGAUGAGCAUUUCGAUACGUCCACCGCGCACAUCGACAGCUACCCGAGCAACCAUGUGGGACCCGCUAUUGGACACUUUACGCAAAUGGCGAGCGAUCGUACCUGGGCCGUGGGAUGUGCCAUGCAGAACUGGAUUCAGGAUGGCAUCUGGAUCACGUACUACAUCGUGUGCAACUACUCGUUCACCAACAUCGUCAACCAGCCAGUGUAUGUGCGCGGUACGACGGCCUCGGGCUGCACCACUGGUCAGGACUCGCGCUAUCCGGGCUUGUGCUCGGUGAAUGAGGUAGUGCAGUCGGUACCGUAAAGAGGGUAUGGGAUUCUGUAUCGGUAUCAGGGGUUAUCAAACUGUCGAAAACUUGUGUCAUAAUUCGAUAAAUCAAAUAAUUGUAUAAUUGAAACCGUGGGAGAUUUCAUCAGUAGCAGGAAAGAAUGUCGCACGUCGCUCAGUUAUCAAAUUGUUUGAUAAUGGUUGCCUUAUCGCCAGACGGCCGUAUAUCUUGAAAAUUUUAAAUUUGAUUCAUAUUUUUGCAGCGCACGCUCACAGAACCAGUUCAGUUCAGUUCAGCAACAGUAACAGCGGAAGCAAGGAGAGAAAGCGCUUUCGUUUAUCUGAUUGUUUGAUAACCGUAGUUUUGUCAGCAAUCGCUCGCAAAGCUUGUAAUGCUACUGCUGGUUGAUUUUACCCUGUUAGGCUCGAUUGGGUCUGAUUAUUGAGUUCAACUUCCAACAAGAUAUGGAACCGAUGCCUAAAAGUGCUCACAGCUAUUUACAACAUGGGGGUUCGAGUAGCUUAGCGUAUUUGAGCACAUGGCUAACUAAUUCAAACAAAUAUCACCUUCAUAUGUUUCAUCUCGAGAGGAAUAUACCAGGUUUACUUGGAAUUUGACAGUUUUUCUUUAUUAUACACGAAUUUCGCAUACAAUCAAUUGUACUAUGUAUUAGCUAGCAAAGCACAAAGCUGCCAACAGAAGACCAAUACACCAUCCAAAGAAUAAAACAUACAGACAUACUUUACAGCAGCAA